Molecule: messenger RNA, 1269 nt
Organism: Aspergillus terreus NIH2624
Lineage: Eukaryota; Fungi; Ascomycota; Eurotiomycetes; Eurotiales; Aspergillaceae
Product: protein-degrading AAA family ATPase MSP1
Exons: 2
Coding region: 1-1269 (422 amino acids)
Cellular component (GO): mitochondrial outer membrane
Molecular function (GO): ATP binding; ATP hydrolysis activity
Source: RefSeq, a predicted model, not a curated record
AUGGCUUCAGCGCGCGGCCCCCGGUGGCAGCAGUUCCUACAAGAGCUGGUCAUGGUAGCGGGCACAUCAGCUUCAGCAUAUUUUCUCAUUCGCUAUCUCCUCUCGCGUCUUGAUUUCGAUCCCGAGAGCCAGAAGAAAGAGGAACAGCGUCGGAAGUCCGCUGCCAUUCUACGAAGACUCGACGGUGGCGACGAGUCCGAGGAGGAAUCGCCCCGACGAGGUGGCAGUAACAGUAGCAAGCGCGGUCGGCGACAGAAACGCGGCGAGCUCACUCUGAACCAAUAUGAACAGGCGAUCGCCAUGGACGUUGUCGCCCCUGACGACAUUGCCGUUUCGUUCGAGGACAUUGGUGGCCUGGACGAGAUUAUCGAGGAGCUCAAAGAAUCCGUCAUAUACCCCCUUACGAUGCCGCACCUGUACGCCUCAACGUCGUCGCUUCUGACCGCUCCGUCGGGUGUCCUCCUGUACGGCCCUCCGGGGUGCGGAAAGACCAUGCUCGCCAAGGCGCUAGCCCACGAAAGUGGCGCUUGUUUUAUCAAUCUGCAUAUUUCUACCCUGACGGAGAAGUGGUACGGUGAUUCGAAUAAGCUGGUGAACGCGGUAUUCUCGCUGGCCCGGAAGCUGCAGCCAUCGAUCGUCUUCAUCGACGAGAUCGAUGCUGUUCUUGGCACGCGACGGAGCGGAGAGCACGAGGCCAGCGGGAUGGUGAAGGCCGAGUUCAUGACGCACUGGGACGGACUGACCUCGGCCAAUUCGCUCGGUGAACCCCAGCGAGUGGUCGUGCUGGGCGCCACCAACCGCAUUCAGGAUAUCGACGAAGCGAUUCUGCGACGGAUGCCGAAGAAGUUCCCCGUCGUGCUUCCGCCGGCGGCUCAGCGACUCCGCAUUCUCAGUUUGAUUCUCAAGGACACGAAGAUCGACCGUGAGAACUUCGACCUCCAUUAUCUGGUCAAGGCGAUGGCCGGCAUGUCCGGUAGUGAUAUCAAGGAAGCGUGUCGCGAUGCGGCGAUGGUGCCCGUGCGGGAGUUGAUCCGACAGAAGAAGUCAGAUGGACAGCAGAUGACGUCUGUCGAUCCGAAGGAUGUUCGCGGACUCCGAACGGAGGAUUUCUUCACGCGGGCUGGUGGUGUCCGAGUCAUUCCCGCGCCGGCUCAGCUCCCGACGCAGUCGAGUAAGGCGAGUUCGGAGAAGGAAUGGAGCACGGAAUCCGAGGCGGCUUCGGAAGCUGAUGCACGGCCAUCGGCGGAGAUGAUUGAGCCACCGGAGUAG